Messenger RNA from Alosa alosa (allis shad), 1616 nucleotides. RefSeq lists its product as uncharacterized. The transcript is spliced from 6 exons. Lineage: Eukaryota; Metazoa; Chordata; Actinopteri; Clupeiformes; Clupeidae. The coding region runs from base 358 to 1122 and encodes 254 amino acids. Gene Ontology annotation, biological process: nuclear protein quality control by the ubiquitin-proteasome system; proteasome localization. Gene Ontology annotation, cellular component: nucleus. The record is from RefSeq and is a predicted model, not a curated record.
CCUGUUGGAGGUUUUCUGUAGCGAACGCGGGAUUUAACUCAUUUACCGCGAAGAUAUUGGUGAUGAAUGUAAUAUAAACGUUAACAGUGGCUUGUUCAUAGGAACAUAGGUUUGUUAUCAUCUCAAUGAGUAAUGUUAUACAGUAACGGAAUAUAUGUUUGCAAAUUAUUUCUUGGAUUGCAAUGCUGUGCGGUGUAAUUUCAUUAACUGCACUUUCGUUGCCUUAGGUAUCGAUAACGUUUUGGGGAGAUAUUGCUAACGUUAGCUAUUAGGCACAUUUUGUUCUUCGUUCGGUUCGGCUACUGUUAGCAGUAUUAUUUUAAAUUGACAGAAGUAGAACGAAAAGAAUUUAGUGCAAUGGCAAACAUGUGCUUUGAAAGACGUGCCCUGGUGGAAAUUCCCGAACCACAACCGAAAAUUGCAGGCCACUUGCGGAGGUCCUACAUGGAUGUUUUAAGUACCCGUGUGGGGGCCCUACCAAACAGCACAGGCUCCCGGACCAAACGCGCCAGCCCAUUGGUUGCCUGCAGACAGCGGCAGUGGGUUGACGAGAGCGACUCUAGAGGGGAAGAGGUGGAGAAGACUUCCAUGGUACUGUCCAGUCAGCAGCUAGUCCAGCUCCUCAGCUCCCUCAUCCUCCUGGAGCAGAAACAGACGUGCACAGAGCACACAUCGUAUCUGAAGCUGCUGCUGGAGGACUUGCUUCAGAAGAAAGCCAAUGUUUACAGAUCCAUCCCUUACUCGCGCUUAGGGUCCAACAGAGAUGCUCACUGUUACAGAAAAGCCUACCCACACCUAGUGGCAUUCAAGCGUUCAUGCCAGGAGGGUGGGCAGACGUUAGCGCGGCGUGGCGAGUGGGAGUCUCUGCUGGAGUUUGCUCUGACCGGCUGGAGGUACGUCAGCGAGUUGCCGCAGUGGGACACGGCGCGCCACAACACCGGCCGCGAGCACUGCUACACCGCGCUGGCCAGGCAUUGCAGCAUGGCACUCCGGCACCACCAGCCCGCGCCCAGCAAAGCCAGAGAAAUGCUGAGGAGAUUAAAAAUGCCACAGGGUCACAAUCAACAGACAUCGUCUUGUGUAGAAGAGCUGAAGCAACUUCUCAAAGACCUCAAACAUUAAAUGAAGUACUUAAUGCUAAAAUUAUCAAACAAUAUAUUCAGAAGGGGUUUUCUCCACCAAUCUAAAUGCUGCCAUGGCAAUGCCUCUGCAAAGGAGUCGAGUGCAGAGAAACAAGCACAGAGACUGUCAACAGUCACCUUCACAUGAUGCAGUGUGUCCAUGGUGAUACGAGGGAAACCAGCCACCUAACUGCCUUGUGGUAUUCGUUUUAAUGACCAAACUUUUGAAAUGAAUUUUUGUGUCUUGAGGAUGGCCUCAAGAACUAUGAAUUGUAAGGAAUAUUUUUGUACGUUCAUUUUCUAUUAAUAGUGGAUGUUGGCGAGAAUGUGAACUGGCCCAGUUGCUUCCUUUUUUCUUGAAAUACAUGUUUGAUUGUUUUAAGUUUUGUCUGAAUGUUGGUGUGCUUUGAAAGUUUGUAUGUAUUUAUAUGAAAAUGUAAUAAUUGUGCGUUUUCUUUGUCUUGUCCAGUGGCACUUUUCAGUUGUCUUGGCAGC